GCACAACACAAUGAAAUGAAAAUUAAGUGUCGUUCGCGCUGGCGAUGACGGACGAAUUGUACGCAAAUACAUAACAAGUAGAUUAUUUCCGCGUAGCAUUGAGUAUCUUUAUUCGUAUACGGAAAAGAAAUUGAACGAUUUCGAAUGUCUAGGAAAAGUAAACCGCAAUCCUAUUGCAUCUCCUAAUUUACAUAUGUUACUUCCUCGCCUUUUCAUUUUUAGCAAAAUGGCUUUGAGUCAAUUUAUCUCGGGAACCAUCGGCCGGAAAUAAAAGACGUUUCCUGGCCUCUCGGUCGAGUCAGCGAAACCGGCGCCGACGAUUCGAAGCCGACACCGAUUUCCAGCGUGCGACACACUCGACGCCGAGACGAGGAUCUCGUCGCAGCUAGGCGGGCUAUCUUAUCAUCAGGCAGGCGGACCUCCGACCCCUGCGCAAACACAGAAAGCAUCGGGAGACCUUUAACAUCCGAUCCUCUCCCUCGUCGUUCCCUCGACCAUUCGUCGGUCGGCCAGCAACGGAAAUACUUAUUUAGUCGCACGCAGUGAACGCCGCGCGCUCUCACUCUCCACCUCCAUCUUCGUCUCCAAUCAAGCCGCCGAUCCGCACCCCGGUUUAUCGCCCGGGUGGUUAUUGCCGGGUAUUUUCACCGUGGGAGAAAGAGCCCAGCCGCCGCGGCGACGCCAGAUCUCCGUGGAUACGUCCCAGUGCUUAGACUUAAGAUCUCACCGAGCGGAAGUGGAGAGCGCGGAAAGAGAGAUUGAGGAGAGUACAGUGAUCGGUGCGAGGGACCGUUUAUCGCGAAAGUUCCUCCUUCCGCUGGUGACCCUUUGGCACCGGCAGAUUCCCGUCGAAGCGAGGCGCGUUUCGACGGAGCAGCGUCGAGGGAUGAAGACCGCGUGAUAACAGCGAUCUCGGAGGGUCCCGCAAGUUCCGGAAGCGACGAGGGUUGCCGUCCUCCCGGAAACCAUGACCGCCAAGGCGAUACUGCUUCUUACGCUCGCGUACGCGGUGACUGCCGGGCUAGCAGAGACUGCCAAGGAUCCAAUACAGUGUGGCCGGACAAAAUGCAAGGUUCCGUCGGAGAGAAAGUUCAAGUAUCACGAGGAUGUCCACUACGUGUACGCGUAUUCCGUGGACGUCAGCACGAAUCUGGGCUACCAGCAGCUGUCGUCCCGGCACUCUCAAGACUCGGCCCUGCACGUCGACGCCACCCUGGCCGUGCACUUCGACAGCCCCUGCGAGGGCAGCCUGAGGAUCUUGAACGCCAGCAUCAGCCACGACCGCGGCGCGUACAACCCCGAGUUCCCGGAUCGCGCCGGCUCCGAGUUCAAGGCCAGCCUCGAGCGCUACGCGCUCAAGUUCACCUUCGACGACGGGCUGAUCCACGAGCUGUGCCCGGACCGGCGCGAGCCGGUCUGGGCGCUCAACCUCAAGCGGGGCGUCCUAUCGAUGCUGCAGAACGGCAUGCGCCGCUUCGACGUGGACCACCGCGGCGACGAGGUGGACGUUCACGGCGCCUGCGACACCCACUAUCGCCUGUACGAGGCAAAAAAGACCAGCCUGAUCGUGAAGAAGACCAAGUAUCUGGCCGACUGUCAGAACGGCCCCAAAUACUUCUCCGUUGUGCAGUCGAAUCCCUACAGGAGUCCGCGGAAGCAGCACCGCCAGAGCGUGCUGUUUAAGUCGCACUACGACUGCGAGAUCACGAUCGAUCACAACGUCUACGAGAGAGUGGUCUGCGACGAGAUGCGAAUGCUGCAGCCGCUCUCGAACGGCGACAAGGCUGGCGCCCAAGCCGAGUCCCGAACGGUUCUUCAGCUGAUUCAGGAAACGACCAGCCCUGUCCAGAGAUUCGAGGAGGACGAGGAGGACAACGACGACGAGGGCAGGGACGAAGAUAAUUUCGUGGGGCAGCCACCUCGUGUUAAAAGGACCACGUUGCUGUACGACCACUCCAAGACGCUCAAGACCAUGCACGGUGAGCUACGGACCUCCAGAGACUUGCUGAAGAGCAUGUGCAGGCUUGGUAACGCCGACGAGUUGCAGCAGAGGUUCUCCGAGAUAUUCACCAACUUCGUUCACUCGGCUCGCUUCCUGGAUUAUCCCUCGUUGUCGCAGCUGUUCAGCAGAGCUAACAGCAUUUGCAGAAACGGGAGGAAACACAUUAUCGCAGCACUGCCGUAUUUGAAUAGCAACGCCGCAGUGAAUGUAAUGAAUGAUCUGAUAAUCAAGAAGUAUGUCAAUCAGAUAACCAUUAACGACUGGAUCGUCACUUUCGCUCUGUUUCCACAACCGGAUCGCGACACUAUCAAAGCUCUUAGGAAGCUGCUGGAUUACCAGCAUCAAAUCCCACACGUGCAGUUCAUUCUCAGCUACUCCACCAUCAUUCAUACGUAUUGCAAAAACAACGACGAUUGCAUUGACCUGGAAGAGGUGAACAUGCUCCUGUCGCAUCUCCAGGAGAAAAUUUCGCAAGGCUGCGAGCCCCGUUUUCAUUCCUCGUCGAAAGAAACGCUGGAGGCUUUGAAAGCGAUCGGCAACAUGGGACUCGAAACGAAAAACUUGCGAAGGGAACUGAAGAAAUGCAUAGACGACACCGGUGGAUUUGUGCCAAUGGACGUUCGCGUCGCCGCCGUCGAUGCUCACCGCAGGCUGCCGUCCUGCGAGGAGACUCGGGACGAAUUCUUCCUCGACUAUUACCGCAACACAACGUUAGACACGGAGAUCCGUAUUGCUUCCUACUUACAGGUGAUGCGUUGUCCCGAUUACAACGUUAUCAAGACUAUCAAGCACACUCUCAAAGUAGAAGAGGUCAACCAAGUCGGUUCUUUCGUAUGGAGCCACUUGACGAAUCUGUACAACUCUGCCUCGCCUACCAGAGUCGAGAUCCAGAGUCUGCUGACGGAUCAGGACAUUGGCAACAAGUUCAACAGUGAUAUUAGAAAGUUCUCGCGCAACUACGAGAACUCGUUCUUCUCCGAAGAAUAUAACGUCGGCGUGAAUUAUCAGACGAACCUGAUCUUCUCACCGAAAUCGUAUGUGCCGCGAUCGCUCACCUUCAACGUGACCACCGAUCUCCUCGGGCAGUCUGUGAAUCUGUUCGAGAUCACAGCGCGAAUGGAGGGCCUCGAGUACUACGCGGAGAAUCUCUUCGGCCCGGAUGGCAUCUACAGCAACGAACAAAUUUCGAACCAUCUCCGGAAUUUCCUCAGACGUUUCAGAUCGGCAUCGGAGAAUGAGAAUUAUUGGGACGGCGUGAAACGACUGCCUAAUAUUAUCGACAAUAAUUUCGAUCACCCGAAAAUAAGUCUUGGUUACAAGAUAUUCGGGAACGAGUUAAUGUUCACGAUUCUGGACGGCGACGAGCAAGUGAGGACUGCACUGGCGAAUAUAAAUCCCUGGCUGAAGAUAAAAGAGUUCCUGGCUAUGCAGGAGAUCCUCUACGAGAAGACUGGCAUGUUCUUGGAUUCUUCUUACGUGCUACCGACGGGGUCCGGUCUGCCAAUUCGUUUGGCUCUCGCCGGCUCCGCAGCUUGCUAUUUCAAGAUCUCAAAAAUGCUCGACGACGCUCGACUACCCGACAAGGAGUUUCAACUCACUGCCAAUAUCGCUUCCAGUAUGAGUAUCGACAUGAUGAGCACAAUGACGGUGGACGCAUUUUACAAAUCCGCCGGGCUCAAGCUGCGAUCGAACCUUUACUCCUCCGGAACUAUGCAGCUUCAUCUGAAUGUGAACAAUACCCAUUUAGUGCACUUGAGUUUGGGCCUGCCGAACCGUAAGAUCGAGAUGUUUUCAUUGGUUUCGGAUGUCACUCUCAUCAAAAGCAACGGUGGCGAUGUGCAGGAGAAAUCGUUAGGUGUCCUGGUAGCCGAUCAAAAUCAGAAGAACUCGCGACACCUCGCAACUGUGCCCAGGAAUAUCGUUAGCAACACCACGUGCAGCUGGGCCGCCUUGGAUAGACUGAUAGGCUUAAAAAUGUGCAUCGAUUAUCAAUUUACAAACGUGACUAAGGAUCACAACGCGCCCUAUUUCAUCUUGAACGGUCUCACACUGUUCAAAGUCUCCUUGAUCAAAGCUGAUCCAACCGCGAAAAAUUACGUAUUGGAGUAUAGUUGGAAUAAGACCCAGGAAUACAACACGUUUAAGUUGAUGUUUGACACGCCUGGCUCGCAGGUGAACAGGGAGAUAAGCGCUGUUGUCAGUUUUGACAUAGUAAAUAAUAACGUUAGUGCUCUAUUCCAUUCAGCUGGAAAUUCUUUGAUUGCCAAAGGCACAUAUAAAAGUUCCGAAGAUGAGACUUUUAUAGACGUCGGUUUUGAUAUUAAUGGCACAAAGCACUUGGAUGCCAGCUUGGGUUACUCGAGGAAGAAGUUCAACCACGGUUAUACCUAUCAACCUGUGGCCCAUUUGAUUAUCAAUAGCGAACGCGUUGCUGCCUUUUCAGGUACCGUUAGAAACGCGCAGAAGAACAAUGUCUCCCAGUUCGAUAUAAACCUGACCUUCCAAACAAAGCGAGUCUGGAGCAAUUUGGUCGGCUACAUUGUCAAGCGGAAUAUCAGUCUGGCGGGCGACUUUCAGCUUGAGUAUCAGUUGCAACGUAUGCCGAGGAGGGAGACCCUCCACUUGGAGGUGUCGCUGUCCAAUCGCUCGUCGAAGACCCUAACGCACAAGGCCGCCGAAAUGAAGUUGCACUCCACCGCCUAUCCGCAGCUCAACACUAUAAUAAGCGCCUGGUACCAGCAAGCUCUCGGCCACUUGGAGCUCCACGUCGAGGUAAACUCCAAUCCGCAGCUGAAGGAUGACCGGCACAAGCUCACGGCGCAACUCAUCAUCUCCUACUCGAAGAUGUACUUUCAAAAUCAAGGCUCAAAAGUGACCGCGUUGAUAGCCAUCACUAAACCUAUUCAGAAUUUGGACCUCAAGGUGGGUGUCAAUCACCACGUUCUUGGGGCCGAGUCGAAGACUAGCUUACUCAUAGGGUACGCGCCAGGCAAGGAGAUCAGUCUGAUCGUCAACAUCAUCAUGCCGCGCGGUUUGUUAUUCUCUAUGGAAGGUCACACGAAUUUGACAAUCCCGAACUUCAACUCGAUGCUUAUCGACGCGCGCAUCAACGAGCGUUCGCGAAACGAGUAUGACCUGGAGUUCUCCGGAACGUGGUUUAGCGGUCACAACAUGACUGCGCGCGGCGCUUAUUCCGACCGAUCAUUGGCCGUCAUCGUUAAUCAUCACUUGAAGAUGAUCGUAAAGUCGCCGAGUUUUGUCAGUCCGAUUCUGCUCAAUUGUCAAUUGUAUCAGAAUCACAGCGACUUUAAAAUCAGCCUGUACGCCGAGCAGAUGGACUACGAUAAGUACGCCUUCAUACUGAACCACACAGUGCUAUCGUCGACCAGUCUAAUGUCUUACGUGGAAGCGAGGUAUCGCAGCAACGUGUACUCGGUGAUGACGAACAUCGACACCACGCGGGAGAUUCGCGUGGAGCUACACUUGGACAAGUGGCGGGACGUGCAUCUGACCCUGAACGGUAUCAACAAGGAGGACCGGCAAGAGUUUGCUGCGGAAAUCAAGUGGGACGCUAACAGAGAUCCCGCCUUAAAGCUGGGCACAAUGUUGCAGUUGAACCGGGUGUAUGUGAUAGACGAAACUUCUCCUGGGAUUAAACGAAGCGCGAUAGUAAUGUUGACCUAUCCGGGCCGACUAGUAACCGGCUCCUGCGACUUGGUCGUACGUAGUCCGCACAGUUACCUGGUGGAUAUUAUUCUGGACUGGGGUCCGGACAGCGCGAUCAAGGCGUCAAUCGGUACGGACUAUGUUGUGCAUCCGGAAAUAAUUACUGUCAAGCUAGAAUCGCAACUGCUGACGCCUUUUGAAAACUGGAAGAAGACCGCCUUGCACGCCAAAUAUUUGCAACUGCCAGACAAAAUCCUAGCCAGCAGCAGCGCUCAGUGGAAGGACACUCAGCGUGUGAUGGCGGAGUUCUACGCUAGCGCGAGCGAACACAAGGAUCGGAAGGAGUGGACAGCGAACUGCGGCUUGAUCAGCACUGUCCACGUCAAUUCAUGGGUGACUGUGAAUAUCACUCACAAAAUACUACGCUCGGAAACGAUGGACACGCACAUGUUAAUCAAGUACAACCCCGACAAGACAAUCGAUGCGCGCAGCGUCUGGCAUCUGGACAAGCAAUCGGAUGACGUGUUCAACCUGACCGGCAAUCUGCAUUUGCUUUCACCUCUGAUAAAUUACCGGAAGAGCGAGCUCAAGUGUCAGCUGCGCCUCAUGAACAACUGGAGGUUCUUUGGCGCGGCCAAUCUUGACCUGGAUAAACGCAAGUACACCGGUCAACUGAUCGGCGACCUCGUACGCUGGAAGGAGUCCAAGGUGGAGUUUAACGUUACCACGCCGCUGGAGAAGUUCGCCUUUGUCCGUGGCAGAUUUGGUCUUUCGGAGAGCAACCAUCACGUGGUGGCGGAAAUUGUCAUACCGAGUGGUCCUAUGGGCGUUGAGGCGCUGUGCCAAAUCUUUACCGCCGCGUAUGAUAUUAACGUCAAGCUCUUGCUGGCGACGCCCAUGGAGAUGUUUCAGAAAGCGUUGCUGGUGGCCAAGCUGAAUAAACGCGAGGCCGACUUCAGACUUGGCUUUAACAACAUCACAGCCGGUUUCCUCGGCACUUGGCACUACAACAACAUCACCGAUUUCGAUUACAGUUACAUAGUGUUCACACCUCUCGAGGGUCUGCAAGAGUGCGGUGUGAUUACAAAGUUGAUCGUAAUGUAUGUACCAAACCAGAUAACAUAUCUAACAGAGCCCGAGCGAUUCAUGGAAGUAGACACAGAAUUCUCGGUGAGGCUGGCAGAUACCAAACUCGGCAUCAAGGCUAAGAGUGGACCGAAACCACCGCCCGUUAAAAUUCCGAAACCGAGGAUUAUAAAAUCUUCUGAAUCGACAGAAGAAGAGGAGGAAGAGGAGGAAGAGGAGGAAGAGGAGGACGAGGAAGAUGAGAAUGGUCUCUAUUGGCACGGGGAAUUGCAGGUAUGGCUUGCGUUAAUCCCAGAUAUAUUGGCUGAACUGGAUAUCGAUACUGAAGACUAUAAGAGCUUUAAAGUACUAGGAGCAAUGCAAUUGCCACCACAUCAAAUUGUCAUAGACGACAGCUUUAUCAUAGAAGAUGUUUUUUAUAUAAAGAAUGAUCUACGUAUCGAUCUGACGUUCAGCAAAAUUAGAGAAAUAACAUCGUCCUACGCGUUUAUCGUCGAUAUGGAGAAUCUCUCCUACCUCUUGGAUAUGAACUUGAACAUCAGAAAACACCCUAACACGUGGCUCGAGACUGGAUUUCACGGCAAUUACACGGUUCAAGCCAGUAAGAAUCGAAAGGCGCAUUUGGUUAAGUUCAACAUAAAGACACCUUUAGGAUUUCUUCAAUCUUUCGAUACUAACGCAAUCGUAGAGAUCGAAGGCAAUCUAUACAAGGGUACGCUUAUGAUUCAUGGAGACAAAUUGAUCUUGAAUGUACUUGGAAGUGUAAAACUAGGGGAGGCUUUGCUGGAUAUGAUGGUUUCGGGUGCGAUCGAUUCGCCCGUUCUAAAAAUACCGCAAACUACAAUUGCCGCAAGAAAGGAUUUCACCGGAGAUAGGAGGGAAGUUAAGUUCAAUGCAAAGAUGGAAGCGCCAGUAUCAAAAUACGUGUCUUUUGAGUCCGCCUGGCAAGUAGACGAUCAUCUCGUAAAAGCUUCUGCGAAGCUGGAGAGCUGGAUAAGAGCUUUAAGAUCAUUGGAGACUGACGUCGUCUACAGCAAUGCGAUUCGCGUAAAUAAUACCGCCACAUUAAACGUACAAGUAACGCAUCUCGGCGAUCGAAAGUAUCAGCUGAUUGGAAACUUAAACAACGGCAAGAUCGACGCUGAUCUGCAUACGCCGCUAUCGGAGAGACCUCAUUUCCAGUUUCACGGUGACUUGAGACAGAUCAACGAAUCGUUGUACGACAUCAGGGGAGAGCUGAAGGACGAACUGCAAGCGAAAUCUUACGACGUUAGUUCUAUCGUCUUCAUGCAGAAUGAUGAUGUUUCAAUGGAUGUGAAGGCCGAGCCGAAGACCGUGAAUACCAAUCGCCUCGUUUUGAGAUUGAAGAGAAAGAAAUUCGGUCUCCUACUGGAUGUUGAUGGCGGAUCAUUCAAUGGUACCCUCGACGCCAACGUGCUCAACAAUCUGAAUUGGGACGUGAGAGCCCGCGCGGAUAUCCAAGAGGCUAAUGAAGCGAAUACCUAUCAGCUGAGUACCUUUAUGAGCGUGCAAGUGAACGGCAAUACCACUUUAUAUAUUCACGCCGAGACACCUUGGAAUGACAGCAGGAUCCUGACGGUGAAAGGUAACAUGAUGGUGACCAACACGAGCGGUGACGUCCGGCUGGACCAUCGACUGAACGACGAUCGGUGUUACGCGACCACAAGGUGGAAGUUGAACUACAUGGAGGACAUGUCCGUUAAAUUAAUCACAGGAUACGAUACCACGGACCUGGGCAAGAAGGAGCUGUCCACUCACGUGUUCUUCAAGAACCCCGGCCGAUUGAACAGGAACCUCGACAUGGGCUUCAAUUUCGAUAUCGAUCGCAAGGCGUGGGAGUUUGAAACGACCGCGAACAUUGGUUUCCGCAGUCAGCAGAAUAUUGACGCGGUAUUUGCUGUAAAGCUGCCACCCCCGAACAAAGACGAUCAUUGUUUUCUAAUCAGCUAUCACACUAGCAAGGAUAUGAAGGAUAUCUCUUACGUGGUGGGCUACAACGCAGUUGAGGCGAAGAGUAAUUAUGCUUCGGACGGAUCGAUUCGAAUGGCUACGCGCGACAUUAACGGACACUUCCGGCUAACUUGGGGAUUGUUGCCCAUACAAUCACUCAAUAAUCUCUUUAACAUUACGUUUGACAAGAAGGCAGUCGAGCUCAAAUAUUCUCUGUAUACGCCUAUAUUCUUAGAAGAGGAAACGCUUGUGCUCCUCUUCAAUUAUGACGUUGCUUCCAAUGAGAGCAAUUUGAUCACCGCCGAGCUUUUUUAUCCUUCGAGACGGCAGAUUGGAACUGCGAGAAUAUCUUACGAAAACCUGAUGAAUGUUAAUGGAACCAUUAACGCUACGACAUCUAUGCAGAAUUUGUUAUACGUUGGCUGUAAUUUUGUUGUACUUACUACUCUGAAACAGAAUAAAAGAUUCGUCGAGGUCUUCUGGCCCAACCAUACGGCUUUGUUGAAUUCCGAUUACAAUUACCAUAGCGAGCGAUUGGAUUCGAAUCUGGAGGGUAUUUUGCACAUAGAAGUCCCUCUGAAUGCUCGUCACAUCGGUAUCCUGAACUACGGCUACAAGAAACGUCUGCAAGUCAACACUGGCCACUCGACUUUGACGUAUAACAAUCAGAAGGUGCUGCACGCUCAAUAUAAUUCAAAGAGCGAGUCUCGGGCCGGUUUCGACAAGGAUCGCAUUCAGAUCACGGUGGAAAACAUAUACAAGCCUAUAGGCGUUGUCUACGUGAAUCAGUAUGAGUACAGUGGUGGAAACGAGGGUACCAACUAUCCCACUGUCGAAUUCAAACAGGUCAACAUCUACCGACUGGACAAUAGCUCGGCAUUUAACAUCGCCGGCGAGUCCAGAGUCCGAACUACCCACACCGGCCAGAACAUUCAUCUGAAGGCGAUGCACUUAAAUAAGACGAUCCAGCUGAAGACAGACUAUCAGGUUCUGCCCGGCGAGUUUGAUCAGAACACCUGGCUGAGCUUGGCUGAGAACGCCUGGGUAUCCUAUCACGUGAAUAUCCUGAACAAGACUACCGAAGAUGUGGACAAUCAGUUCCUUAUCCUCAGUUUGUCGUACCCACAACGGAACUUCACCCUGGGCGGUUCCUACAGAAUCACCAGCAACGAGGUGAACUCCGAAGCUAAUUUAAGCUGGGAACGUGACAACGCGAAAUCGAGGAGCGUUGGUGCGGCUUUCGAUUGGAUGAACAUCACCGACACGUCGAUGGAGAGUCAACAGCAAGCCGUGCUAAGUUUUCAUCAUCCAACCUUCGAGAAGAACGUCACGUUGAAGGGCGUAUUAAUGAAAGAAGACUACAGGGAUUUGCUGAAUGUCGCUUUCACCGCGAAUUAUUCCACAAACGAGGACAAAUUAUUGUCGUUGUCCGCGCUUUUGAGGGACGAAAGCGACGAAUUGAACAAAAAGUAUCUCUACAAGAUAGCCGGCAAACACAUCAACACUAAAUUGGAUCUCAACGUCGAAGGAUUCGUUCAUAGACAAGAAUACAUGCUGCUCGAAACGGUGAACCACGCUCGAUACACGCGCAGUUACAUGCCGGGUGAAAGUGGGGAAUUGAUCGGUCGGAUCGACCGGAGAUCGAGGGAAAUAAUCUUCCGACGAGUGAACAACGACGCGGUCAAAUACUUUGCGAUCGGCUACUACCCUUCGCCUUCUCGAUACAUUGUAAAUGGCAGCGCUAUUAACACACCAGAACUUAACGCCACCGGCAUUUUCUUCUUGGACCCGACUGAGAAGCUCACGUCGAUGAUGGUGAAUUACACACCCGAUGCGACAGUGAGCUUGAGAAUGCACGGCAACAUUCCGGACGCUCGGAACGCUAUAUUCAAUAUUUGGAGAACCUUCGACGAUGACUUAAUAAUCUCCGACGUUUCUUUCUACCUGAAGCUAAACCACUCGAGGCUCGUUACUUCAACCUUGCGAUGGCGGCCCGAACUUAAGAGCGAUAUUAUUACCACUGUAAAAACAACUUACAACGAAAUGUGCGAAAGUGUGGACAGUGACAUUGAUUAUUGGAAACAUCAUAUAAAGAACGAAGUAAAAGAUACCAUUAUGGAUGUGUGGGAGGACGCACAGAAUGACAUUUCAGGAUUCCUUGACGAUUGGAACGAUUUGAAAAUUCUCGAGCGCGACUUUAACGAUCUCAAACUAUAUCUGAACGAUUCUUAUAACGCGAAUGACUUUUACAUCAAAGAUAUCGUCGGUUUCGGUAUAUAUGUCAUUGACGAAUUAUCUCUGCGAAGUCACAUUGAAUCCCUCCCCAAUAUCCUGAAUGAAAUCUGGGAGAUAAUGGGCGAGUCCGGGCAAGCUUUGCGAAAUUCGCUGCUCUGGCUGAUCGAGACUAUCAAGAACGCCUACAAUAAAGUGUCCGAGAUUACGACCGCUGUGCUGAGAGGCGACUCGUUGUCGCAGGUAGCGAAUAUAAUUGAGAAAUUGGUUGAGAAGUACGACAUAUUUAUCAAGGACCUGCACGUGUCCUUCAUCAAGUACAUCGAGAAUCUCUGGAGCACGAUUUUCUCGUCUAUCUCAGAGCAAUGGUAUCGCUUCCUCAAGUUAAUGGAACCUCUGUUCAUCCGCUUCUUACACUACGUCGAGACGGCCGUGUGGAAGGCGAGCAAGGAGAUGCUGGAUUUCUUGUACGAUCGUAAGAAAGAGAUCAUCACGUCGCCGUACUUCGAUCGCUUCACUAAUUUCACCCAUGACAUCGACAAGGUUUACCGCGACAUCAAGGCGAAUGAUAUAGUAACCAACAUGCACAAAUACUCGGGUCUGGUGAUACAAUUCAUGAAGGAGCGUUACUUCACCUUCGUACCGUUCGGCAAGGAGCUCAAGGACGUCGUGGACGAGAUCGUGUUGGAGCUGAAGGAGCUCAGGAAGCUGCCGUCGGUCAACUACGCCACGGAGAAGCUCGAGCAGUUGUACGACAGAAUCAACUACCUCUGCGAGUACUUUGAAGUCAAGCUCAAGGUAGAGGGUCUUAUCAGAUUGGUGCACUCCAAGAUGAUGGACAUCAGUCAGACGGCGCUGCAAGCCGAGAGCCGCUACAGAGAAGCCAAGACCAUGUUCAUCUUCGAUCCUAACGAGGGUUUGAUGUGCCUGGAGCAGAAGCUACCCAUGUCCUGGCACGCUUUCAAUCAGACGCCCGAAUUCCACGAGAUACCAGAGAUCAGAGCGGUCGCGGACGUCAGGACGUACUUUGUCACCUCAAACACUACCUUCUGGAGCCUUUAUUACCAAUACAAGCCAUACUCGGAGCUGUCAAACUGGUUACCGCCAUUCAAAGCGCAAGCCAUGGUUAUCGGCUCCCAGCAUUACAUCACUUUCGACGGACGUUACUUUGACUUCGCCGGAACUUGCACCUAUCUGCUGGCGAAGGAUUUCGUGCACAACACUUUCGCAGUUUUGGCGAAAUACGAUCGACAAGCCGAGGAAGUUACCCACAAGAUCAUAGUGCUAAUCGGAAGCAACGCUAUCGAGCUGGACCUCUUCAACGAUACAAUGAAGCUGAUCUCCCAGAAAUCAGCGGACAUCACGAGCAACCUGCAGCUGCCGAUUGAGUUGGACAACAGCACGUACGUUUACCAAGUGGAGAACGUGGUGAUGGUAGAGCGCAAACACGACCAAUUCCGACUGGAGUGCAAUCUCAAGUUCAACCUGUGCACUUUGGAGCUAUCGGGCUGGUAUUACGGGAAGACGGCUGGCCUCCUCGGUACGAUGAGCAACGAGCAGUUCGACGAUAUUCUGGCACCGAACAAGUUAUUCCUAAAGGAUACCGGCAGUCUCGCCAACAGCUGGUCUAUCGACGAGAACUGCGCCGACACGGAGAAUCAUGCCAGUAGGAUUCAACAGCAGGACAAUGUGGUAGCCACGUUCUGCGUCGAGCUGUUCGUCAACAAGAGCUCGGAGUUCGCCGUCUGCUUCGGCGUGGUCGACCCAACCGAGUUCGUUGACAUGUGCCUGAACAGUCCCACCGAGACCGAGGUGUGCACGGUGGCGGUGUCGUACAUGCAGAUGUGCAUGUUCCGCGACACUUAUAUGCGAAUACCCGAUCGGUGUACCACGUGCACCAUGAUGGACGGCAGCCAGGUGGCCGAGGGUCGUUUCAAGCGACUGGAGGGUGACAAGGUGCCGCGAUCGGCCGACGUGGUAUUCAUCGUCGAGGCGAAGAGCUGCAAUCGCGACAUAAAGACGAACAGCAGCAUGGAGCUAUUGAUCACGCAGCUCGGUAAGGAAAUGAACGACCAAGGUCUCACGGGCAUCCGAUGGUCCCUGGUGGUGUUCGGUGGUGACGGGGUACACGACAGACCCAGAAGCAUCAUCCUCGAUGGGCAGAUCUUCACGAAGAACGUGGCGCGCUUUGUCGAUUACUUCGACUACGUGCCGAUCGGCGGCGGCAGCCAGGACAUCUUCGCCGCGAUUGGCUUCGCCUCGCGGCUGGUCUUCAGGGCCGGCGUGUCCAAGAACUUCAUACUGAUGCCGUGCUCGCAUUGCGAACCGGAAUACCAAACGCUGGAGUACUCCGUGUUGCAUCAAGUUCUGCUGGAGCACGACAUCACUCUGCACAUAUUGUUGGACGGCGACUUCCAGUUCGAGAAGGAGAAGCUCGGCAAGAUGUUCUACGGCUUGGACGCGACCAAGUCGUACACGAAGAAAGAUUCCCGCGUCUUGACCGGCGACGUGGAUCUAAGGCGGCAGGUCAAGCUCUCCAAGAACGUGCUGGGCUACUGCACGCCCCUGUCCCUGGAGACGAACGGCACGAUAUUCAGCGGGGACAAGCUGCGUCUCGAGAAGUCGGCCUCGAUCAAGAAGUUCGCGAGCGUCUUCUCGAAGAGGAUCGCCCUCACGGCCGAGCCGAACAAGUGUCAGUUCUGCGAGUGCACCGCUGAUAAUAACGGCGUCACGCAGAUGGAAUGCAUGCCGUGUAUAUACCCGACACCCGUGCACGUGGAUUACGUGAGCGAAAUGUUUAAUUUCAACGAGUCGCUGUCGAUGAUGCCGCCGUUGGAGGAUGUGGAUUAUGGCCAAAUCGAUAUAGAGAACGACUGAAAUAUAAUUAAGGAAAUGCCGCAGCGCGCGCUAGAUAAUACUAGAUGCUAGAAAACUCGCUGGUAUUAGCCGUAUUUAUUUAUAAUAUACCUUUUAAUAUAGGCAAUAUAUACCUACCUCCCUUUCAAUCCAAGACAAUCCCAAGAUUUGUCUUGCAAUAAAUUGAGACAUCUGGUUCGUAAUGUUCGCAUUUAAGAAUAUCUAUUGAAAGUGUAUAAAAAAAUAUCAAUUUACA
Vollenhovia emeryi is the source of this 14069-nucleotide messenger RNA. RefSeq lists its product as uncharacterized. Bases 968 to 13834 code for a protein of 4288 amino acids. Gene Ontology annotation, molecular function: lipid carrier activity. The record is from RefSeq and is a predicted model, not a curated record. Gene Ontology annotation, biological process: lipid transport. Lineage: Eukaryota; Metazoa; Arthropoda; Insecta; Hymenoptera; Formicidae. The transcript has 25 exons.